AUGACACACACGGUUAUCGUGAGCGAACUGAUCGAAUGCAAUAGUCUGAAAACCAAACACCAUGCGUCCUCGUGUUUGUCAGCCGGCAGUGAAGAAACGGCAAGGAAGAGUAAAAGGCAAGGUGGCACACCAUUAUAUACGACUGAAAAUAAAACCAAACACACGACGACCUUGACCAAAAUUGUGGCAGAGGCUUCACGAAACACCUGA
Messenger RNA from Macrosiphum euphorbiae (potato aphid), 210 nucleotides. The record is from the annotation of a GenBank genome assembly. Lineage: Eukaryota; Metazoa; Arthropoda; Insecta; Hemiptera; Aphididae.